Molecule: messenger RNA, 363 nt
Organism: Zea mays
Lineage: Eukaryota; Viridiplantae; Streptophyta; Magnoliopsida; Poales; Poaceae
Product: SKP1-like protein 1
Exons: 2
Coding region: 1-363 (120 amino acids)
Biological process (GO): ubiquitin-dependent protein catabolic process
Source: RefSeq, a predicted model, not a curated record
AUGCACAAAGAUGGAAAUUUGCAAGAUGGAAUUGGGAUUCAGCACGUCCACGCCGCCGCCAAGCCCGCCGACGCCGCGGAGACCACCAGCGCCUCAUCAGCUGGGGCCGGUGGCGAGGUCAACCUCAAGAAGUGGGACGCGGAGUUCGUCAAGGUCGCGUCGGCGACGCUCUUUGACCACAUCAUGGCUGCCAACUAUCUCGACAUCAAGGGGUUACAGGGCCUGACCUGCCGGGCGGUGGUCGACAUGAUCCAGGGCAAGUCACCGGAGGAGAUCCGCAAGAUCUUCAACAUCAAGAACGACUUAACCAAAGAGGAGGAGGAGGUGAUCCGCAGUGAGAACUCCUGGGCCUUCGACACAUAG